Molecule: messenger RNA, 2078 nt
Organism: Myxocyprinus asiaticus (Chinese sucker)
Lineage: Eukaryota; Metazoa; Chordata; Actinopteri; Cypriniformes; Catostomidae
Product: acyl-coenzyme A thioesterase 1-like
Exons: 3
Coding region: 32-1345 (437 amino acids)
Biological process (GO): acyl-CoA metabolic process; fatty acid metabolic process
Molecular function (GO): fatty acyl-CoA hydrolase activity
Source: RefSeq, a predicted model, not a curated record
AGGCCAGCCUUUAGUUUCACAAACAGGCAACAUGUUUUUGGCGCUGAAGGACGUGCUGAUCCUAAGAAACACUCUCGCAAAAAUGCACUACAGUUCGGACGUCAUCCUUCGCCUUUCGCCCAGUUCCAGAUGUUCUUUUGAAAACCCUGUGCACGUGACCGUGAGUGGUUUAAAUCCACAACAACACGUUGAAUUGCGUUCUAAAAUGACAGACGACAAAGGAGUCGUUUUCAAGGCUUCGGCCAUUUACAGGGCAGACGACAGUGGCCAAGUAGACCUCAACUGUCAUUCCUCCCUUGGUGGCAGCUAUACUGGAAUUGAACCAGCAGGCUUGUUCUGGGCAUUGAAAGCCGAAGUCCUAAGCAGCAAGUUUGUAAAAAAGGAUGUGACACGACCUUCUCUCGUUGACAUUGAAGUUUUGAGCAAUGAUAAAGUUAUCGCCAAAGUGACAAACGAGAGACAUUGCAUGGCUGACGGUGUCCGGAGAGUUCCUGUAGCCGAAGGAAGAAUCAGAGGAACUCUUUUUCUGCCUCCUGGUACAGGCCCAUUUCCUGGGAUUUUGGAUACAUAUGUAUUUAAAGGAGGUCCUUUUGAGUUGAGAGCAGCUCUGAUGGCAAAGAAAGGGUUUGUGGUGCUUGCCUUGGCUUUCCAUGGUUACCAAGACUUACCCAAAAAAGCUGAAAAAUUUGAUCUUGAGUACUUUGAAGAGGGUAUAACAUUCCUACGGCAACAGCCUGAGGUCAAAGGUCAAAAAAUUGGCCUACUGUCCAUAUCAAAGAGUGGAGAUCUCGCUUUGUCAAUGGCAUCCUUCCUGCCUGGUAUAUCGGCUACUGUUUGUAUCAAUGGAUGCAAUGCCAAUACUUUGGUCCCUCUCCAGUACAAAGACAUCUGCCUUCCACCCCUUUUGUUCAAUCCCAAGAGAGUAAAAAUGACACCAUUAGGCUUUUUAGAUGUUGGGGAUGUUAUGCAUGACCCUAUGUCCAAAGAAGGCCUUCCUAGUGUCAUUCCUAUUGAGCGUGCCACUUGUAGCUUCAUGUUUAUAAUGUCAGAAGCUGACAGGAAUUGGCGAAGUGCCUAUUAUGCCAAACUAGCAUGCAACAGACUCCAAGAACAUGGCAAAAAUAACUACGAGCUGGUGAGGUAUGAAAAGGCGGGUCACUUUAUUGAGGUGCCUUAUAUGCCUUUUUGUCUAGCUGAUUUCCAUGCUGCAGCAGGACAUGUGGUUUUCUUUGGCGGGGAGCCCAAGGCCCAUGCAGAGGCACAGUUGGAUGCAUGGGCGAAGAUUCAGAUUUUCUUCAAAAAACACUUAGUUGGUGCUGAUCACAGCUGCACAUCUAUGCUUUGACAAAGGGGGCACAUACAUUACAUACACUAAAAAAAAUUAACUUUCACUAUUGUCAGUUUUACUAGAAUUAAUGUUACCAAGGGAACUUAAAUUAACUUUUUCAAAUUAAGUUGAUACUUAAUCAAAUUGCAUUGGGUCAACAUGAAUACUCUCUGUUUGGUGAACUGAAAUGGGGCAGAGGAUUUCUAGUUUUUGUUGCAUGCUGUGUAUGGGACUCAACAGGGAGAGUAAAUGUUAAAAUUAAGUGUUAUUUUUAUGUCUUUGUGCAUAAAAGACACGAAGAUGAAUGUAAAGUGGUGAUGUGUUAGUAUUUAAUGUUUUGUUAUGAGAUUUAGAAGAACUUCUGUUAUUUUGUAGUUUUGUGUACUGUAAAUUUGUUUUUAAUGCUAAUUCUAAGCAGUUAUUAUCGUUUGUAUUAGUCUUUGAUUUGUGUUAUUUGAAUAUAUAUAUAUAUAUAUAUAUAUAUAUAUAUAUAUAUAUAUAUAUAUAUAUAUCUCAGUGUUAGUGGAUGGUAUACUGAUCAAUAUACAUGACUAUAGGAAUUUCGCAUGCUAUAAAACUAAAAAAUGACCUUCUGACAGGACUGCUGAAUAUUGUUCAAACACUUUGUUAUACUGAUUUAUUCAUUUUAUUCGUUCUGAUUUUUUUUUGUUUUUUUGUUGAGAAAAUCAAUAUUGUCACAUCUGUUCCAGAUUGUAAUGCUAAUUGCAUAAUAAAAGCAGUUUCAAAAGUU